Molecule: messenger RNA, 807 nt
Organism: Lottia gigantea (owl limpet)
Lineage: Eukaryota; Metazoa; Mollusca; Gastropoda; Lottiidae
Exons: 1
Coding region: 1-807 (268 amino acids)
Source: RefSeq, a predicted model, not a curated record
AUGGAUCAACAAAAACAUAGGGGACCUAAAAGGACAAGAGAAAGUUCUACACAAUCUGAAACGGAUGUAUUUGUAGCUGAUAAUUUUACAGAAAUGAGUGAAAAUAUAGAAGCAUUGAGAGCACAAAUGGAUACCAUGCUCACAAAACAAGAUUUGAAGUCUUUCAUAUGCGAGAUUACAACUUCAGUGGCAAGUAAAGUCAUCGAAGAAAUCAAAGGUGAGAUAAGUGAUUGGUCAAAAUCAACCAAUUCUAGAUUAGACACACUUGAAAACAAAACUCUUAAAAAUCAAUUACAAGAAGCACAUGAAUUAAUACAAAUAAAUUCAGCAAAGGUGAAUGAAGCAAUAAUCAUGUCAAAUUACAAUGAACAAUACUCUAGGAAACAAAACAUUAAGAUACCUGGAUUGCCUGAAAGUGAGAAUGAAUGUUUAGUGGAUAAGUUUUGCGAUGUACUCAAGGAUGUCUGGAAUAUGAACAUUGCCACGGAAGAUAUAAAAGCUAUUCACAGAUUAGCAUCAAAGCUAAAAAACAAUGCCAAGCCAAUAAUAGUUAAACUUGCGACUAGUGACAUAAAAUCAAAAAUAAUGAGACAAAAAUCUGCCUUGUUUGAUCGAAAUCUGAAGGUCAUUGACGAUAUAACAGUCAGAAACAUGAGUCUUAUAAAUAAACUGAGAACAACAUACAACAUAGAAUCUGCAUGGUAUUUUAAUUGUAGUGUAUAUGCUAAAGCUGUUGGAAAAAAAAGAGUUAAAAUAGAUAUCUUUGAUGAUGUCUAUAAGGUAUUUAGUGCACCGAAGGAAGAUUAG